Molecule: messenger RNA, 1197 nt
Organism: Vittaforma corneae ATCC 50505
Lineage: Eukaryota; Fungi; Microsporidia; Nosematidae
Product: tryptophan-tRNA ligase
Exons: 1
Coding region: 1-1197 (398 amino acids)
Biological process (GO): tryptophanyl-tRNA aminoacylation
Cellular component (GO): cytoplasm
Molecular function (GO): tryptophan-tRNA ligase activity; ATP binding
Source: RefSeq, a predicted model, not a curated record
AUGACCGAACAAAAAAUCACACCAUGGACAGUGGAGGCAGAAAAAGAUGGUGAAAAGAUGACUACAAUCAACUACGACAAGAUCAUCAGCCAGUUUGGGUGUGAAAAAUGCACGCAAGGCCUGUUUAGAGAAUUCCAGGAAGCAACGGGAAAACCUCUGCAUAGGUUUCUAAGGAGAGACUUAGCUUUUGCACACAGAGACUUUGAAAAAGUGAUUGAAUGUGCCAAAAAGAAUGAAGAGUUUUUCAUAUACACAGGAAGAGGGCCAUCUAGCGAGAGUAUGCAUUUGGGGCAUGCCAUGCCCUUCAUAUUCUGCAAGUAUCUGCAGGAUACUUUUGGGGCGCCGCUAGUCAUUCAAAUAACCGACGAUGAAAAGUUUCUCUGCAAAAACAUCACUCUUGAUAACAGCAGAGAGUAUGGAAGAAAUAACAUAAAAGACAUCAUAGCAUUUGGGUUUGAUCCGGAUCUAACGUAUAUCUUCUCAAACUUUGAGAGUUCCCAUGUUUUUAUGGAAAAUAUUUUGAAAACCUCCAAAAGUAUAUCACUGAAUGAAGCAAUGAAGGUGUUUGGAUUUGAUGAGUCAACAAACAUAGGAAUGAUUGAUUUUCCGUCCAAGCAGAUAGCUGCAGGAUUCUCCAGCUCCUAUCCAUUUUUAAAGAAAAACAUGCUAUGUCUCAUUCCCUGUGCUGUUGAUCAGGACCCCUUUUUUCGGCUGGCCAGAGACAAAUGCAAAGCACUUGGUGAGCGCAAGCCGGCCUCUUUGUAUCUGGGACUACUUCCCGAUCUUCAGGGAACAAACAGGAAGAUGAGUGCCUCGGAUCAGAAGAGUGCUAUUUUUCUGAAUGACGGGCCUAAUGAUGUGGAAAACAAAAUAAAUAAGUUGGCAUUCAGUGGAGGAAAGGAAACAGUCGAGGAGCACAGAAGGCUGGGUGGUGAUCCUAGUAUUGAUGUUGCAUAUCAGUAUUUGAGGUAUUUUCUCGAAGAUGAUGAGGAGCUGCUAAGACUCAAGGAAGGCUAUGAAAAGGGAGCGAUAUUGAGUGGAGAAAUGAAGGCGUAUUGCAUAAGGGUUGUACAACAGUUCCUUGAAGAGUAUCAAAGGAGACGAUCUGAGGUUACUGAUGAAGUUGUAGAGCAGUUUAAGAGUCUGGACAAAUUCAAAGCCAACCUGAACGAGAAGCUUUCGAAAUUUAAAAUCUGA